Molecule: messenger RNA, 2472 nt
Organism: Oldenlandia corymbosa var. corymbosa
Lineage: Eukaryota; Viridiplantae; Streptophyta; Magnoliopsida; Gentianales; Rubiaceae
Source: the annotation of a GenBank genome assembly
AUGGCAUCAAUGAUCCAGCAGAUUCUGAAUUCUAACAUUUCUUCUCCUGCUCUCCCUUUUCUUCCUCCCAACAAAUUUACAAACAGCCCAUCUUACUGUUAUGAUUUCUCCAGGAAGAGGAGAUCAUCCUGGGGAUCAUCGUGUUGUGGUUCUUCAGCAGCAGCAGCAUCGUUGGCAGAAAGCAGUAGGAAAUCCAGCCAUUCUUCAGUCCUGUUGCAGUACUACAAGUAUGAGGAGGAAGUUGCCAAGAAGGCAAGAAUUAAGAAACUAUUUGAUCAUGUUGAUCUUUCGGUUUCUUCCUACGACACUGCUUGGGUGGCUAUGGUCCCGGAUCCCGGAUCUUCUGGCCCGACUCCCCUUUUCCCUAAGUGCAUUGAUUGGUUACUGGAAAACCAGCUCGAAAAUGGCUCGUGGAGUCUUCCUAACAACCAUCCAUGUUUACUAAAGGAUGUUUUGUCCUCCACCCUUGCAUCUGUUCUUGCCCUUAAGAAAUGGGGAAAGGGUGAUGAACAUGUUCACCGGGGUGUUUGUUUCAUUCAGCAGAAUUUAAUUUCAGCUUCUGAUGAGCGUCAGACUUCACCUAUUGGAUUUGACAUCAUAUUCCCAGGCAUGCUUGAGUAUGCUAGAGAUAUUGAUCUAAAUCUUUGUCUAGAUUCUGAGAUACUGACUGCCUUACUUCAAAAAAGAGAUUGUGAACUUAGGAGAUUAUAUGAAAGCAAUUCAAAGGAAAGCAAAGAGUACCUUGCUUACAUAUCAGAAGGGGUGGUAAAGAUACAGGAUUGGGAUAUGGUUAUGAAGUUUCAGAGGAAGAACGGGUCACUAUUUAAUUCACCUUCUGCCACAGCUGCUGCUGUUUUGCACGUCCAUAAUCCGGAGUGCAUAAAGUACCUUCGUACAACAUUAGACAAGUUUGGAAAUGCAGUUCCGGCAGUUUACCCUCUGGACAUCUAUGGUAGACUCUGCUUGGUCGACAAUCUUGAGAGACUGGGUAUCUGUCAACAAUUUAAGGAGGAAAUUCGAAAUGUAUUGGAUGAUACAUAUAGAUGCUGGCAGCAGAGGGAUGAAGAGAUUUUUGCAGAGGCAUCCACUUGUGCCCUGGCAUUUCAGCUGUUGCGGACACAUGGAUAUGAUGUUUCUGCAGAUCUAUUAACCGAAUUUUUACCCCAAGAUUGUUGUCUGAAUUCUUUUGAUGGAUAUUGGAGGGACAUUCACGCUGUACUACAGUUGUAUCGAGCUUCAGAGCUGAUUCUACAUGACAAUGAUUCAGUUCUAAAAAGACAAAAUAUUUGGUCCAGAAAGUUCCUUAAAGACCAAAUUUCUAAUGUUUAUGACAUCAAGGGAUUUGGUGGUCAAGUUUACAGUGAGGUGGAGAACAUUCUUAAGCUUCCAUCUUAUGCAAGCUUACAACGAGUUACAAGCAGGAAAAGCAUAGAACAGUACGACUUGGAUAACACAAGAGUCCUUAAAACUUCUUACCGCUCAUCAAAUUUUAGCAAUAAAGAUCUCCUGAGCCUGGCUGUCCAAGAUUUUAAUCACUGCCAGUAUAUACAUCGUGAUGAAUUGAAACAACUGGAAAGGUGGGUUGUGGAGAACAGAUUGGACGAGCUAAAAUUUGCUAGACAGAAGUCGGCAUACUGUUACUUUUCUGCCUCUGCAACCAUGUUCUGGCCUGAAUUAUCUGAUGCUCGAAUGGCGUGGGCCAAAAACAGCAUACUCACUACCGUGGUUGAUGACUUUUUCGACGUUGGGGGGUCUAUGGAGGAAUUAAAGAAUUUAAUUGAGCUGGUUGAAAAGUGGGAUGUGAAAGUUAGUGAAAAUUGCUGCUCAGAGUCUGUCCAAAUCAUUUAUUCAGCUCUUCAUAGUACGAUUGGUGAGAUUGGAAACAAAGCAUUCAAAUGGCAAGCACGUGAUGUUACCAGCCACAUAAUUGAAAUCUGGUUAGAUUUACUUAAUUCUAUGUUGAGAGAGUCUGAAUGGGCUAGGAAAGGAUCAAGGCCAACAAUAAAUGAAUAUAUGGAGAACGGCUAUGUCUCGUUUGCGUUAGGGCCUAUUAUCCUCCCGGCACUAUAUUUCGUUGGUCCUAAGCUGUCAGAGGAAAUCGCUAAGGGUCCUGAAAUGCACGUACUUUAUAAACUGGUGAGCACCUGUGGGCGCCUUCUUAAUGAUAUCCGUGGCUUUGAGAGGGAAGCAAAGGAUGGUAAACUAAACGCGGCUACUCUGCACCUGCUUCAAGGAGUUACUGAAGCUGACUCCAUUGUGGAGAUGAAGCGUACAAUUGAAAAUCAGAGGAGAGAACUGUUACGAUUGGUUUUGCAGAAAGAGGGAAGCGUGGUUCCGAGAGCUUGCAAGGAUUUGUUUUGGAAUAUGAGCAAAGUCCUACACCAAUUUUACAUUAAAGAUGAUGGAUUUACAUCACAGGAACUGAUUGAGCUUGUGAAAUCAAUUAUUCAUGAACCAUUGCCCUCGGUAUAA